This is a messenger RNA of Ailuropoda melanoleuca (giant panda), 351 nucleotides long. RefSeq names its product membrane-associated progesterone receptor component 1-like. The annotation marks the transcript as partial. Lineage: Eukaryota; Metazoa; Chordata; Mammalia; Carnivora; Ursidae. The transcript has a single exon. Gene Ontology annotation, cellular component: membrane; endomembrane system; endoplasmic reticulum. The record is from RefSeq and is a predicted model, not a curated record.
CUACANGACGGGCUUCAGAACCAGCGCAUCCUGAUGGCCAUCAACGGGAAAGUCUUCGACGUCAGCCGCGGCAGAAAGUUCUACGGGCCUGAGGGCCCUUAUGGUAUCUUUGCUGGGAGAGAUGCCUCCAGAGGUCUUGCCACAUUCUGCCUUGAUAAGGAAGCUCUGAAAGAGGAACACGAUGAUCUUUCUGAUCUUGAUGCCACUCAGAGAGAAACCUUGAAUGACUGGGAACAACAAUUCACAUUUAAAUACCACUAUGUCGGCAAACUGUUGAAGGAUGGAGAAGAACCCACCAUGUAUUCUGAUGAAGAAGAAACCAAAGAGGCUGAAGACCGCAAGAAUGAUUAG